Messenger RNA from Exophiala xenobiotica, 1653 nucleotides. RefSeq lists its product as uncharacterized. The record is from RefSeq and is a predicted model, not a curated record. The coding region runs from base 1 to 1503 and encodes 500 amino acids. Gene Ontology annotation, molecular function: carboxylic acid transmembrane transporter activity. Gene Ontology annotation, biological process: carboxylic acid transport; transmembrane transport. NCBI's taxonomy places the organism in Eukaryota, Fungi, Ascomycota, Eurotiomycetes, Chaetothyriales, Herpotrichiellaceae. The transcript has 6 exons. Gene Ontology annotation, cellular component: plasma membrane.
AUGGACGACAAGCGGGUUCACGAGUCGGAUAUUUCCUCCCCCGUUGACUAUCCCGCCGGCCAUGAGCGAAAUGUCGGCGUACACACAACUCCUCUGGCCGACUUACCCAAAGGCCGGUGGGAAAGGUCUUGGCCUACGAUUGCCUGUGGAGCAGGUCUAUUCUCUGACGGCUACCUUAACGGAGUCAUUGGAUCAGUUUCUACCAUGUUGCAGCUCAUCUAUGGCGAUGCUUACACUUCAUCGUCCGCCAGAAGUGCUGUUCCCAGCAUCGCUUUUGCCGGUACUGUGGUCGGGCAUCUCUUCUUCGGCGUGUUGAGUGACCACUGGUCGCGCCGCAACUCUUUGCUCAUUUCGACGAUCAUCCUCAUUCUCUUUUCAAUUCUCUGUGCUGGAGCGUAUGGAGCAGGUGGAAGCGUCCAAGGCCUGUUUGCGGCUCUUUCAGCCUACCGUUUCCUGAUAGGUUUGGGCAUAGGGGGAGAAUACCCCGCUGGCUCUGUUGGCGCAGCAGAAAAUACUGGCGAGCUUAAGACAGGCCACCGUAAUCGGUGGUUCAUCUUUGCUACAGACUUCCAGAUCGAUCUGGGCUUUGUCAUCAGCGCCUUUGUCCCGAUGCUGGUGGUGCUCGCCACCGGAGAGAACCAUCUUCGAGCUGCAUGGAGGAUAUGCCUCGCCUUAGGUGCCAUUCCACCUCUAAGCUUGUUAUAUCUUCGAAUCAAACUUAAAGACCCGGAGCAAUAUCAACGCAACAAGAUGCACAAGUUUCCCAUCAAGCUCAUUGUCAAGUUCUAUUGGUGGCGCCUUACGGUCAUCUCUAUCAUCUGGUUUGUCUACAACUUCUCCGCCUACUCGUUCGGCAUCUUCGCAUCGUCUUGGCUUGUGUUCAUCCUCCCAAAUGACGCUCCACUAUGGAAGUCCUUUGGCAUGGCAACUGCCAUCAACAGCUUUUGGCUUCCGGGUUCCUUUUUCGGAGCCUUCUUGUCUGACUGGAUCGGUCCAAAAUGGGGCCUGAUCUGGGGUGUUUCCCUGCAAGGCAUCGUUGGCUUUGCCAUGACCGGCGCGUACGGCGAGCUCAACCAGCCUUCCCGAGUCGCCGGCUUCAUUAUUUUGACUGGACUGUUCAUGGCCCUAGGAGAGGUCGGCCCAGGUGACAACAUUGGUCUCCUGGCCUCCAAGCUCACGUCGACGCCGAUACGAGGACAAUUCUACGGUAUUGCCGCGGCUUGGGGUAAAGUCGGGGCCUUUGUCGGGACAUACAUCUUCCCGAUCCUGAUUGAUGCAGCGGGCGAUGACAAAGUCAAACAGGGGCAAUACCCAUUCUGGGUUAGCAGUAGCUUGUGCAUCUUCAGUGCGUUUGUGGCAUACUUCGGACUUCCCAAUGUUGGACAGGAUAUGAUUGAGGAGGAGGAUGAGAGGUUCAAGGCGUACCUUGAGGAACACGGCUACGACACAAGCGGCAUGGGUACAAAAAGGUUCCGAGAGGACGUAUCCAUGGCAAUGCAUUGAAGACGGUCUCAGUUUAUGAUGUAAAGGGCGCAGGAGGAGGACUAACUAGUGAGUUCGGUGGAUGUCUUUGUUUUGUGGAUAUACUUCCAGAAUAGAUGUUAUGCUGAGAUCAGCAGCAGGAUAGGACCUUAUGCACCUUUGUAUACCCUG